Molecule: messenger RNA, 1164 nt
Organism: Hyaloscypha bicolor E
Lineage: Eukaryota; Fungi; Ascomycota; Leotiomycetes; Helotiales; Hyaloscyphaceae
Product: glycoside hydrolase family 28 protein
Exons: 9
Coding region: 1-1164 (387 amino acids)
Biological process (GO): pectin catabolic process
Cellular component (GO): extracellular region
Molecular function (GO): polygalacturonase activity
Source: RefSeq, a predicted model, not a curated record
AUGGCUCAUUUCGCCCAAACACUUGGGCUGGUCCUUGGUGUGGCUUCACUUCUCGUCUCUGCAAACCCUCUGCCAACACCUGCCCCAGACCUUAAGAAUGCUGCCCUCCAGAAGCGUGCUAGCUGUACCUUUACUGCAGCAGCUGAUGCUAGCGCUUCGAAGAAGAGCUGUGCAACCAUAGUCCUUGAUGGCAUUACUGUCCCCUCUGGUGUAACACUCGACUUGACGGAUCUCGGGUCAGGGACACAUGCAACUCCUGCUGACUUUUAUCAGGUAACCUUUGAGGGCGAGACGACAUGGGGAUAUGAAGAAUGGUCUGGCCCACUUUUUUCUAUCUCAGGGGAAGAUAUUACUGUAACUGGAGCCUCCGGGCAUUCUCUCAAUGGCAAUGGUGCGAAAUGGUGGGAUGGCAAAGGCGGCAAUGGUGGGAAAACUAAGCCCAAGUUCUUCUACGCUCUAUCUUUGACUGGCACUUCAUCCAUCACCGGCCUCAAUAUCCUGAACACCCCAGUACAAGCCUUCUCAAUCGAUGGCUCAACAGGCCUCACUCUGGCUGAUAUCACCAUUGACAACAGCGCGGGAGACACUAACUCCCUUGCCGCCAACACGGACGCUUUUGAUGUGGGCUCAAGUACAAGCAUCACAAUCUCGGGCGCAAAUGUACAAAAUCAGGACGAUUGUCUGGCUAUAAAUUCAGGAAAGAGCAUAACCUUCACUGGAGGGACUUGCUCGGGCGGCCAUGGCCUUUCGAUCGGCUCUGUAGGAGGUCGAGAUGACAACACUGUCUCAGGUGUCAAUAUUGAAUCUUCCACUAUCAAGAACUCCCAGAAUGGUGUUCGGAUUAAGACCGUCUACGACGCCACAGGUUCCGUUUCUGGUGUAUCCUAUAGAGACAUCACCCUCUCCGGCAUCACGAAAUACGGAAUCAUCAUCGAGCAGGAUUACGAGAAUGGCGGCCCGACUGGAAAUCCGACUACUGGUGUUCCCAUCACCGAUCUUACUCUAGAUGGUAUAACUGGAACCGUCGAGUCUUCCGGAACGAACAUCCAAAUCCUUUGUGGAAGCGGGUCUUGCUCAUCUUGGACUUGGACAGGCGUUUCUGUGACUGGCGGAAAGACAAGCUCUAGUUGUAAGAACGUCCCGUCAGGAGCGUCCUGCUCUUAG